CGCUGCACACGAGAAGCUUUUUUUACUUGUAUAGCUUCAUUUCAGCCUUUCCGAUUUUUAAAAGCAGGAAGGCUUUUCCAGUGGUGAUUUGCUUCUCUGGUAGUUGUGUGACAGCAGGUUAUUUUUGAGGAGACAGUAGAAGCCAGAGCUGCUGGCACCUUCCUGGAUGUUCCUCUGUAAGAUUGUCUACAGCUCAAGUGGUGACUUCCUUCUGUAGCUCGCGCUCAGCCCUGCUUCAAGAAAGACCGUGCUGUGGGGCUGAAGGCAUGCCUGAACCAUGAACUUCAAGGUGGCCUGGGUUUUGCUAUGGAAAAAAGGGAGCCAGAGAUCUGCAGAACCUUCUGCUCUGGAAAUCUGUCACUAUUCUUUUAGAGCUGCACACCAUUAUUGUGGUGAGCAGUGACAUGGGAGAAGAAUGACAACAGUAAUUUGGAAGCUGAGAGAAGCUACUGCAUGCAGGCAUUGCCAAGGUAUGUUGCUAUGAGGAAAGGAGUCAGCAAUGACUGAUGUAGAGCCUGUGGUCACAGAUUUUGCAGCAUCAGGACGGGCAGGCCGCCGGAAUGCCUUACCAGAUAUUCUGGGCUCUCCUGCUGGUGCUGGGACUUCAGACCUGCCACACAAACUGGCUGAGCUCUCCGUUUCAGAAGAUGAAGGAGCAGAGGGUGGAGAAGUGCCACCAUCCAAAGCCUUCCUGGAAAGUCAAGAGGCGGAAGGAAAAAACAAUGAUUCCUAACACCUGAGGACUGCUGGAUUAAUGAAACCCAUCGACAGACUUUCCAGUUUCCCUGUGUCACCUCUCUGAAGUGCAGUAGCAACUUUAGCAGCACAGACAAGAUUUUGCAACGCACUUGUACCUAGAUAACAUUAAUGUGGAACUACUAUUUUUUCUACUGUUGUCCUUCAAAACCAAUGUUCUGUACAUUCAAAUGGGAAGAGAACUAAAGAAUAUGUCUCUUGUUUUGGGUUUCCUCAUGGCUGUAGUAUUCAUCCUAACUAAUCUUCUUUGACAGUUUUAAGUAAUACAGCUAGCAGAUGUUCCACCAACUAAUGAUUACUUCAGAAUAAAAAUCCUGUUUCUUCAUUUCCCAAAACACCUUCUUUCUCUCUGACACAAAGGUGUAUUCGCUUUCCCCACCUUAAGGCAGUAUUAAGUUUAUAUUAGAUUACAGACAUUAUCUGUAAUUUAUCUCCUGAGAUUUUUGUUCUCAUUAGGCAUACGUAGGUGGGUGUGAGAAAUGAAAACAACUUUUUUUUUCUCCUCCUCCUGUCUCCAAAAGCUUUUUUUAAACUACUUAAAAAGUAGUGUUUGUUUUCAAACUCUCUUUUGACUCUGAUUAUGGAAGAUCAUCAGUUCUCCCACACUUAGCAGUCUUGCCACUUCUGUCAUUUCUGUUUUCAGGCUGAACAUUGUAGCUGUUCAUGUGUAGCUAAAAUAAAGUAGCCGUGUUUGUAAGUGAUUAAAAUUGUUUAAUCUUACUGUAGAAAUUAAAUAACUAUCAUCUUUUCUGUCUUCUAUUGAUUCCUUGAUGUUUCCUCUAUAUGACAAGACUUAAAAUCUCAUAAUACAUAUUCCUUUUAUUUCA
Messenger RNA from Falco peregrinus (peregrine falcon), 1583 nucleotides. RefSeq names its product cAMP-dependent protein kinase inhibitor beta (gene PKIB). The record is from RefSeq and is a predicted model, not a curated record. Bases 500 to 733 code for a protein of 77 amino acids. Gene Ontology annotation, cellular component: cytoplasm; nucleus. Gene Ontology annotation, molecular function: cAMP-dependent protein kinase inhibitor activity. Lineage: Eukaryota; Metazoa; Chordata; Aves; Falconiformes; Falconidae. The transcript is spliced from 4 exons. Gene Ontology annotation, biological process: negative regulation of cAMP-dependent protein kinase activity.